Drosophila grimshawi is the source of this 2351-nucleotide messenger RNA. RefSeq lists its product as uncharacterized. The record is from RefSeq and is a predicted model, not a curated record. NCBI's taxonomy places the organism in Eukaryota, Metazoa, Arthropoda, Insecta, Diptera, Drosophilidae. The coding region runs from base 31 to 2130 and encodes 699 amino acids. The transcript has a single exon.
AAUUAGGCACCCACCUGCUAUAUUAUCAGAAUGACUUUACUAUAUUACAUUUGGAUCGGUAUAGGCCUACUGCCGUUCACCCAAGCAGCAAUAAGCGAGUGCCCCACACGCAGCGUGCCACAGGUUCGAGCCGAAGUGGGGUCAUCAGGUGAGAUGUCUCUCAUGUUUUACUACGUGUCGUGGUCGAGCGAUGCCAGACAGGCCCGUUUGGUGUACGAUGGAGUGGCGCAUUACUACAAGGAUUACGCCUCCUUCGGUGCCAUCGAUUGCUGGCACAUGCAGUGCAACUGCAGUCGCACACAUCGACAGCUCCCCGGCAUGGCAGCUAAUGGCGGAUAUCCGGAUAAAUGGCCCACGUUGAUGGUAAAUUAUGGACGACAUGUGAGGCUGCAGUAUCAGGGCGCCUGGCAUUUCGAGGAUCUGACGAGAUUUCUGAACAACCUGAUACAACCCAUCGAUCGUGUUCACAGCACAGUUGAGCUGGGCGCUCUUUGGAAGAUCUCUGAUGCCGUUGUCUUGGCCCUGCUGGACUCGGCAGAUAGCCUGGCCUACAGGCGUUUUGUGGCGACCGCUUUGCAUUGGCUGGAAUAUGAUCCGGAGCGUAAUGUACGCUAUGCGGUUACAUUUGGAAAAAGCGCAAAGCAAAUGCUUAAAGUAAAGCAAUUAACGCUGCCACAACUGGUGGUCAUCGAUAAUCGUCACGGCCUGCAUAGUUACAACAUAACAAAUGCAAAUGGGUGGCAGCCCAUGGAGAUACUGCAUUGGGUGCGCCCCAAAGUUAAUCCGCUUCAGGCAGCUGGUUAUGGCACGCCAGUGAAGAUUGCAAUCAAAGCACGUCACAUGCCCGUGCUGGCGCUGGGCAUACGGCUGCAUCAGCAGUCGCUAGUCGUGGGCGAUGAGCUGGCACGCAAGGAGAACGUAGACUGUGAGCAGUAUUGGCUGCGGGAGCUGCAGGAGUCGAGUAAGUUGCGUAAAUGGUCGCUAUUGCAAAUGCCUAGAGAACUUUAUGGAGGUGAGCAGCUAGGCAAGCAUAGCUAUCGAGGAUUACAACUCAAUGCAACCACGCUGGCCAACUACUACAACAUAAAUGCCUAUCUAAAUUAUCUAUGGUCCCAGCACACCCACGUCAACCACUUGGAGACGGAGGCACGACAGCUGCUGGCGCUGCACACACGCAAUCGCUGCUUAGCGCACACGCACGCUCAGCAAGGAACACCUGCCUUAAAGAUUGGCAUCGCUAAGCUGGUCAGCAAAUAUGGUCAGUUGUUGUGGCAGCAUUCGACAGAGCAUUUGUCGCAGAAUCGAUCCCUCGCCGUGGUGCUCUUCGAUGCGACGAAAUAUCGUGACUUUCUGCAGCAGCUGGGCAUCGAUCAACAAUACCAACAGCAACGCAAAAGAGAUACGUCUGCUGUGCAGGUUUUUAUUGUGGACGCCGCCGCAGAAUCGUUGCAUGUCAUGCCGCAGCAUCAGCCGUUUUCCUAUCUAGCACUCAAGGAGUUCAUUAAGCAGUUCUAUGCCAGGCAGCUGCCACGACUGCAGAGGAACUCUGUUUUGGUCCCUGUCGUUCCCAGCCGGCAGACAUCGUACGUACAUACAUACAAUCGCCAGUUGCUGUUGGAGGCACUGCAGCGACCUAAUGCGACUAAUGUGGUGCUAAUCCAUCGACCGGAUUGCGCCUUGUCUGCCGUCAUGUCACUGGAGCUGAUGCAGGUGGCAGCUCUGUUGCGCAGUCCCGAACUGAAUUUUAUACGGUUCGAUAGCCAAGCAAAUGAUUUGCCGUGGGAGCUUACCAUGCCGGAGACGCCAGCAUUGUUUGUGUUUCCCCAAUCUCGACCCAUCGAAUCUGCGCUGUUUCCAAUUGAUGCACGCGCGGAUACGGCAAACAUAAUGUCCUUUAUUCUUGCACAGUUGGAACCGGAGCAGCAGUUACGCUUAGUGCUGGCCAGCUGUCGGCGGCGUAUGCGGCAUGCGCGCAGUUGUCUGGACUUUGCUGGAAAAUUGGUGUUGCAACACGUUAGUCAAUACUUAAAAUACUGGGAGAUAUUUGUGAAGGAACGCGAUCUAAUCUUGUCCCAUCUCAGGCAGUUCAAUGAAAUGCACAUUGCCAUCGAGAGUAGUAUAAAGUUAUGAUUUUUAAAGAUCUGUGCUCACUGUGCUAGAAUCUUACUAAAAACAUGACCGUAAAACUAUUUAGCAUAUAAGUAUUGGGUAAGAUGUAAGCAAGAUGGAUUUAUUUUAUCUGAUAUUUUUAAGGCAAAACUAGUUUUACUAAAUGUUAUUAGCCAAUAAGUCAAUUAGUAAAUAUUUAAAAGAAUCCUCAAACUCUGUUAAUUGAAAGCAAUAUAUAAUUA